UAGGCCUUGUGUUGUGUGUGUAUACUUUCUCUUCAAAUAGAGCGAAACCCUACUCCCUUCUCGCUCACCUUCUCCCUCUCCUCCUCCUCCUCCUCCUCUCGAUCUCGCGAAGCUCCAGCAAUGGAGUGCGUCUUCGGCCUCGUGGGCGACGGAUUCGCCGUGGUCGCAGCCGACAGCUCCGCGGUGCACAGCAUCCUCGUCCACAAGUCCGACGAGGACAAGGUCAUGCUCCUCGACUCCCACAAGCUCCUCGGCGCCUCCGGCGAGGCCGGUGACCGGGCGCAGUUUACGGAGUACAUCCAGAAGAACGUCCACCUCUACCAGUUCCGCAACGGCAUCCCCCUCACCACCGCCGCCGCCGCCAACUUCACCCGCGGCGAGCUCGCCACUGCCCUCCGAAAGAAUCCGUAUUCUGUCAAUAUUUUAUUGGCGGGCUAUGAUAAGGACAUUGGCCCGUCUCUCUACUACAUUGACUACAUAGCAACACUCCACAAGAUCGAGAAGGGUGCAUUCGGCUACGGCUCCUACUUUUGCUUGUCGAUGAUGGACCGGCACUACCACAGUGGUAUGUCUCUAGAAGAGGCUAUCGAUUUGGUUGACAAGUGCAUAAUGGAAAUCCGAUCUAGGUUGGUCAUCGCCCCACCGAACUUCGUGAUAAAGAUUGUUGACAAGGACGGCGCGAGAGAGUACGCUUGGCGUAAAUCCAUCAAGAGUGAUUAAGUUAAAAGUGUUUGAUCUGGUUUAACUUAAUUUCUGUCUUCUUAUGAACGGACUUUUCAAUAGAUUCAAAUGAAUGUAGGGAUGCGAAUUCAUACAGAACGGAACAUCUGGACUGUUUGUAAACAAGCAUGCUUUCUUUCAGAGAAACUUUCUUCUGUAAACAUUCCUUCUUGUCUUUCAUUUAGUGAUGCGAAAAUAUAUUGAUUGGCGAAAAUAUAACUGUCCUGUAAACUUCAAUAUUUAUGCAUUUGGUGUCCUCAUGUUUCAUGGUUUUAGUU
Molecule: messenger RNA, 998 nt
Organism: Ananas comosus (pineapple)
Lineage: Eukaryota; Viridiplantae; Streptophyta; Magnoliopsida; Poales; Bromeliaceae
Product: proteasome subunit beta type-2-B
Exons: 3
Coding region: 121-720 (199 amino acids)
Biological process (GO): proteasomal protein catabolic process
Cellular component (GO): nucleus; cytosol; proteasome core complex, beta-subunit complex
Molecular function (GO): peptidase activity
Source: RefSeq, a predicted model, not a curated record